This is a messenger RNA of Penicillium chermesinum, 1080 nucleotides long. RefSeq lists its product as uncharacterized. NCBI's taxonomy places the organism in Eukaryota, Fungi, Ascomycota, Eurotiomycetes, Eurotiales, Aspergillaceae. The transcript has 3 exons. The coding region runs from base 1 to 1080 and encodes 359 amino acids. The record is from RefSeq and is a predicted model, not a curated record.
AUGGCUGAGCCAGCAACAUCACAUUCCUACAAGCUUGGGCUCAACCAGGUCGGUUAUGCGACAUUGGUGGUCAGUAUCUUCUUUAUCAUCCUGUCCAUUGUCGCGGUCGGGCUGCGCAUCGGCACCCGGCGCAUGCUGGGGAACCGCUUGGGACUGGACGACUGGCUGGCCAUGAUCAGUGUCAUCGUCUUCAUCUGUUUUUGCAGCGACGUCCUAGUGGGAGUCUACACCUACGGGGGCGGGCAGAUCUACGCGGACCGAUUCGAGGCCCAAAAAAAGCUGGUCCAGUACAUGAAGUCAGAAUACGCCAUUCCACCACUUUAUGGAAUAAACGUAACCUUAGUGAAGAUGUCUAUCUUGUGUUUCUACCAUCGCCUCUUCUCGGUCAUCGCCUUCCGUCGCAUCAACUACGGUGUCGGUAUAUUCUGUCUGGUUUGGUUUGCGGCCGCCUUCAUCGGAGACCUACUGUACUGUAUUCCCAUCCGCCAGUUCUGGGAUCCCACUGCGGGUGGCCACUGCUUCAACUUCGCCAAUUACUUCCUGGUUAUGGAGCUUAUCGACAUAUCCCUGGACGUGGUCAUCAUCGCCCUUCCCCUAAAGACCAUUUCAGGCCUGCAGCUCUCCUUGCGGAAAAAGCUGGCGUUACUAGGCGUCUUCUUGCUUGGUGCCUUCGUCAUUGUGACUGGUGCCGUCCGCAUCGCCUAUGUCUACCGACCAGGUGACCAACUUUUGUCACUCGCCCAGGCAUCUCUCUGGUCCGUCAUUAACUUGGGAGUUGCCAUUCUGUGUUCCUGUCUGCCAAUAUAUCGCCCUUGGCUUCCAAAAUUCGGCAACCUCCCCAGUAUUCUCCGCAGUCGCUACGGCAAGUCCUCACAGCGCGACAGUAGUCACCUUCCUUCCUCCAACCCAGGUACCUCGACCACAACGAAGAGCUACUUGUCACGAUCCAUGUACUACCAUCAGAUGAAUGAUAGUCAUGGUGAUGUGCUGCCCCUAACCCAGAUUGCUGUGGACGAUCGACAGGUUCCCGGAGAGCCUUUUCAAGGGAUUAGAGUGCAGCGGGAUGUAGAGGUGGCUUAG